ACUGCAGCCGGAGCCGAGCCGGGACUGUCGCGCGGGCCGCGCCGGCGACGCCGCGCCCCCGGGCCGGGCUGUAGCGGGGCCGGGGCGGAGUGCGCACCGGGCAGGCUGGACAUGGAGGUGGUGGACGAGACGGAGGCGCUACAGCGCUUCUUCGAAGGCCACGACAUCAAUGGCGCCCUGGAGCCCUCCAACAUAGACACCAGCAUCCUGGAGGAGUACAUCAGCAAGGAGGAUGCCUCCGACCUCUGCUUCCCUGACAUCUCUGCUCCAGCCAGCGCGGCCUCCUACCCCCACGGGCAGCCAGCGAUUCCCGGCUCCAGCGGGGUCCACCACCUGAGCCCCCCUGGGGGGGGACCCUCCCCAGGGCGCCAUGGCCCCCUCCCACCCCCAAGCUACAGUGCCCCGCUCAACUGCAACAACAACAACGGCAUGGGUGCCGCUACCAAGCCCUUCCUGGGGGGCUCUGGGCCCCCCAUCAAGGCAGAGCCCAAGGCUCCCUAUGCCCCAGGCACGCUGCCAGACUCUCCCCCAGACUCGGGCUCCGAGGCCUACUCCCCCCAGCAGGUGAAUGACCCCCAUCUCCUGCGCACCAUAACCCCUGAGACCCUCUGCCACGUGGGGGUGACCUCCCGCCUGGAGCACCCGCCCCCACCUCCAGCCCACCUGCCAGGCCCCCCGCCGCCGCCACCACCACCGCCACCUCAUUACCCUGUCCUGCAGCGGGACCUGUACAUGAAGGCCGAACCCCCAAUGCCCCCCUACGCUGCCAUGGGGCAGGGGCUGGUGCCCAGCGAUCUCCACCACACCCAGCAGUCCCAGAUGCUGCACCAGCUGCUGCAGCAACACGGAGCCGAGCUCCCCACACACCCCUCCAAGAAGAGGAAGCACUCUGAAUCACCCCCCAACACCCUCAACGCCCAGAUGCUGAAUGGAAUGAUCAAACAGGAACCCGGAACCACGACGGCCCUGCCCGCGCACCCAGCUCGAGCCCCAUCCCCACCCUGGCCUCCCCAGGGUCCACUCUCACCAGGCCCUGGCUCCUUGCCCCUCAGCAUUGCCCGGGUCCAGACGCCACCUUGGCACCCACCAGGUGCACCCUCCCCAGGUCUCCUGCAGGACAAUGACAGCCUCAGUGGCUCCUACCUGGACCCCAACUAUCAGUCCAUCAAGUGGCAACCACAUCAGCAGAACAAGUGGGCGACACUGUACGAUGCCAACUACAAGGAGCUGCCCAUGCUUACCUAUCGCGUGGACGCCGACAAGGGCUUCAACUUUUCGGUGGGUGACGACGCCUUCGUGUGCCAGAAGAAGAACCACUUCCAGGUGACGGUGUACAUCGGCAUGCUGGGUGAGCCCAAGUACGUCAAGACGCCCGAAGGCCUCAAGCCCCUGGACUGCUUCUACCUGAAGCUGCAUGGAGUGAAGCUGGAGGCCCUGAACCAGUCCAUCAACAUCGAGCAGUCGCAGUCAGACCGAAGCAAGCGGCCCUUCAACCCCGUCACGGUCAAUUUGCCCCCUGAGCAGGUCACGAAGGUGACUGUGGGGAGGCUGCACUUCAGCGAGACCACCGCCAACAACAUGCGCAAAAAGGGCAAGCCCAAUCCUGACCAGAGGUACUUCAUGCUGGUGGUGGCCCUCCAGGCCCACGCACAGAACCAGAACUACACGCUGGCCGCCCAGAUCUCAGAACGCAUCAUCGUUAGGGCCUCCAAUCCAGGCCAGUUUGAGAGUGACAGCGACGUCCUGUGGCAGCGCGCGCAGGUGCCCGACACCGUCUUCCACCAUGGCCGUGUGGGCAUCAACACCGACCGGCCCGACGAGGCGCUGGUGGUGCACGGCAAUGUCAAGGUCAUGGGCUCGCUGAUGCACCCCUCAGACCUGCGGGCCAAGGAGCACGUGCAGGAGGUGGACACCACGGAGCAGCUGAAGAGGAUUUCGCGCAUGCGGCUGGUGCACUACAGAUACAAACCAGAGUUUGCUGCCACUGCCGGCAUUGAGGCUGCGGCACCAGAAACGGGUGUAAUCGCCCAGGAGGUGAAGGAGAUCCUGCCUGAGGCUGUGAAGGACACUGGAGACGUGGUCUUUGCCAAUGGGAAAACCAUAGAGAACUUCCUGGUGGUGAACAAGGAGCGCAUCUUCAUGGAGAACGUGGGCGCCGUGAAGGAGCUGUGCAAGCUGACAGACAACCUGGAGACGCGCAUUGACGAGCUGGAGCGCUGGAGCCACAAGCUGGCCAAGCUGCGGCGCCUCGACAGCCUCAAGUCCACCGGCAGCUCGGGCGCCUUCAGCCACGCAGGGAGCCAGUUCAGCCGGGCAGGCAGCGUCCCCCACAAGAAGAGGCCCCCCAAGAUGGCCGGCAAGUCAUCAUCUGUGGUCCCAGACCAGACCUGCAUCAGCCAGCGCUUCCUGCAGGGAACCAUCAUUGCCCUGGUGGUGGUCAUGGCCUUCAGCGUGGUGUCCAUGUCCACACUGUAUGUCCUGAGCCUGCGCACUGAGGAGGACCUGGUAGAAACUGAUGGCUCUUUUGCCGUGUCCACUUCCUGUCUUCUGGCCCUGCUCCGGCCCCAGCACCCUGGGGGGAGUGAGGCCAUGUGCCCAUGCAGGUCCAGCCAGAGCUUUGGGACCACUCAGCUCCGACAGUCCCCUGUGACCACUGGGCUGCCAGGCACACAGCCCUCUUUGCUGCUGGUUACUACCGGCCUGACCAACUUGGCCCCAGCUCCAGCCCUCCGCACCCUGGACCUCUGCUCCAGCCACCCCUGCCCAGCUGUCUGCUGCUCCUCACCCAGCCCCAGCCCCACCACUGGCGCUAGUCUUGGCCCCAGCUUUAAUCCUGGCCACGGUCUUAGCCCCAGUACCAGCCCCUCCGCCAACCGCUCAGGCCCCAGCCAGAUGGCCCUGCUGCCAGUCACCAACAUCAGAGCCAAGUCCUGGGGCCUGUCAGCCAAUGGCAUUGGCUACUUCAAGCAUCUAAAGAACUCGGACCCUGUGGCUAGUCCUGCAGUCCCCUUUCCUGGGGGCCACAGCAAAGCCAAGAACAGCCCCAGCCUCGGUCUCCAUGGCCGGGGCCGCCGAGGGGCCCCCCAGCCUGGCCUGAGCCCUGCUCAGCCCACUCAGGCUCGGGGCCAGCCAGACCCAGUGCCGUCCCUGACCUCCAUCCAGGUGCUGGAGAAUUCAAUGCCCAUCACCUCCCAGUACUGCACUUCAGAGGAUGCCUGCAGGCCUGGAAACUUCACCUACCACAUCCCUGUCAGCAGCAGCACCCCACUGCACCUCAGACUGACCUUGCAAAUGAACUCCUCGUCCCCCGUGUCCGUGGUGCUGUGCAGCCUGAUGUCGAAGGAGGAGCCAUGUGAGGAGGGGGGCUUCCCAGAGACACUCCACACCCAUCAGGACACCCAGGGCAUCUCCCACCAGUGGUCAGUAACCAUCCUGUCCUUCCGCGAAUUCACCUACCACUUCCGGGUGGCAUUGCUGGGUCAGGCCAACUGCAGCACGGAGGCCCAGGCCCAGCCGGCCACAGACUACUACUUCCACUUCUACCGCCUGUGUGACUGAGCUGCCCUCUGAGAGGCAGCACCGCCCCAGGGCCCGGGGGUCCCCCGGCGCCUCUCCCACACUGGAUGCAAUGGUGUUACACUGGAGCCUGCCGCCUGCCCGCACUCAGCCGUCCACUGGCACUCCCUCUGAGAGACUGAGUCGGCUCGGCCCUCCCCGUGACUGGUGAAACUGGAAGUCCUCACACUGGAGCUGCUGUUCCUGCUGACGACCCCCGCCUUAUACCACGGAGGGAGCUGGAGAGAGACCUGCUGGGCCCAGGCCAGGCCCAAUUCACAUCAGUGCAGAUAUGGCCAUUGGAGGGCUGGCUUCAGGUGCCCUGGAGGCGGGGGAAGCCUGUGAUUCUGUCCAGAGCCUACCCUCCGUGCCUCCCCUUUUGAGACUGGGAGCCACCCCUCUUUUGGAGAGGACCUGCCCACCUUUGAGAUCAGCGGGGCUUGGCUCGAGCCCUCAGACUUGGCUGGACCCAUGAGUCAGUGGAGGGCACAUGGUCCUCACCCUCCAAACUGCUCCCUGGGGAGGGCCAGGUAGUGGACUUCUUAGGGUUUGACUGUUACUGGACUUGGACUUCUAAGCUUUAAACGUGGCCCAGGAGGUCUCGGUCUCUUCCUGCUGGGAGAGCUUGGCUCAAGAGCUACCCGGGCCGCUGAAGCCAGCCCUGGAUGGGCUGGUGACUAACCAUGUGCCUUGUGUACACUUAGGUGCCUGGCUGAACCAGGGGGGCCAGUGGGCCAGGUAAGCCUUGGACUUUUGAACCUGGAGGAUCCCGAAGGGAAGUUCCUUGUGAGCCCCCAGAUGGUAUUGUGGCCCUAUGGCCACGGUUCCUAGGAGCUUCCAGAGCUCACAGUGGUGUUGGUGACCCAUCUUUUUCUCUGAGCAGAGGAGCAGGAAUCCCUGCAAGGCAGCAGGCCGGUCUUAGCUGGUGGGUGGAUACAAAUUGCUUUUGCUGUUAUUAAUGAAGUAAUUACUAAAAUGCACUUAAACCAGGGCAGGAGUGAAAGGAUGGAGAUGGAAAGCCAGAGUGGGCCAGAACCCUGGGGGGACACUUGCAGAGGCAGGGCCUGGCUCUGAUCUGUCCCCAGGAGCCUCGAGACACCCAUCCCAUUCCCAGCCACCGAGACUGGCCUCUCCACUCUUGUCUGUGGGUGGCCUCAUCUCCCCAGAUCAGGGGCUUCUGUGAUGGGCUUGGACAGCCACACUGGGGUCCCAUGCUCAGCAGCAGGCCCCAAUUCUGCCCACUCCUCCAAGAGCAGAAUGGUGGGCUUUUGUGAUGGCAGAAGUCUUAUCUCAAGUGCCAACAUUAACCUUUCUUAGUGGAUAUCUGGAGCAUUCAGAGGCCACAUCCAGGCUCAUGGAAGGAGAGUGGAAAUCAUUCAGCCAUGUCUGCCAUAGGUUCACAAGGGGAGAAGGGAAUUGCCAUCCUUGCCCUGUGACAUUCGGCCACCUCUUUGGGAACCAGGCCUUGCUCCUCCUACCUCUCAUUCUCAGCUUUGAAUGGGAGGCCUUUCUGUGGGAAAGCUGAACCUUGAAGAAGCCUGGGCCCCCUUCUGCCAUGGAUGUCAAAGCACUUGUCCUCAGGGCGGGGAAACUGCAGGAGCUGGGGGAGAGCAAGGCUGCCUGGCCUCCCAGGCCCCUCCCCAGCGUGGCUCUACGCCCUCAUUCUGACAUAGGAAUCAUAUGGCUCCCAUACCACGCAGCGGGCUGAGCCUUACUUAGGACUACUCUGUUCUCCUUCCUUCCAUUGGGGGAAGCCUCCCUAAAUGCCUUAAAGAUGCCAAGCCCUGCCCCUUCUAAUAGGAUUCUGGGGCUUCCUCAGUGGGGGUGCAUAUUCUUGGACUGCAGCCCCUCUGUGUUUAACUGGAAAGUGACCCUCCACUGUCUCCUGGAGCCAUAUGGACACAGCAUCGCCCCAAUCUGGUUAGCAGCUGGCUGUUACCGUGCCUGGGGAGGGGGUCCUCAGUGCAGAGGUUGGGGCCAAGCUAGGUCUCCAAGCUGCUCAAGGUGGGGUCAACCUUGGACCAAAGUUGCCUUAAAGCCCAGUAAGGAAAAAGGGCUUUGGGGAAGGCCAGCAGGCCACCUGCUGGAGACUGAAAGCUGCCUGGCAGGUGCUGGUGAGUGGGUAUCUUGGCUCCAUCCUGGGGUCCAGCAGCCUAUCCCUCCCUUCCUCUCUCCCCUUCGGCAUUUAUUCCUGUAGCCACUGGGCUAAUCUCCCCUCAAGCUUCAAGCUGUACAUAGGGCCUCUCAAUGCAUAAGUGCCCCUGCCCACAUUAUAUCCCCCAGAAAGCCUGCGUGUGCAUAGAGCGCUCCCUCCCUCCCAUUUAACUCCCUGUUCCUGCCCCUGAGCUUUGACUCAUAUUUAUCAUGCACCAACUCUGACUCUGGAGUGGGCAGAGGCAAGCAGCCCCAGGCCUGCUUGCUUCCUGUCCCCUGAACUGUUCUUUUCUGAAGUAAAUAUACGUAUAUAAAUAAAUGUAUAAAUACUGCUUUGUAUCUAA
This is a messenger RNA of Camelus dromedarius (Arabian camel), 6053 nucleotides long. It is a transcript of the gene MYRF, whose product is annotated as myelin regulatory factor. Gene Ontology annotation, molecular function: sequence-specific DNA binding; DNA-binding transcription factor activity. The transcript has 27 exons. The record is from RefSeq and is a predicted model, not a curated record. Bases 112 to 3558 code for a protein of 1148 amino acids. Lineage: Eukaryota; Metazoa; Chordata; Mammalia; Artiodactyla; Camelidae. Gene Ontology annotation, cellular component: nucleus; endoplasmic reticulum membrane. Gene Ontology annotation, biological process: protein autoprocessing; central nervous system myelin maintenance; positive regulation of DNA-templated transcription.